Carassius gibelio (silver crucian carp) is the source of this 5022-nucleotide messenger RNA. Its product is annotated as ubiquitin carboxyl-terminal hydrolase 25. The transcript has 26 exons. Lineage: Eukaryota; Metazoa; Chordata; Actinopteri; Cypriniformes; Cyprinidae. The record is from RefSeq and is a predicted model, not a curated record. Bases 209 to 3673 code for a protein of 1154 amino acids. Gene Ontology annotation, biological process: protein deubiquitination; regulation of protein stability. Gene Ontology annotation, cellular component: cytosol; nucleus. Gene Ontology annotation, molecular function: cysteine-type endopeptidase activity; protein binding; cysteine-type deubiquitinase activity.
UGACGUAGUCGCGCGCGCAUGUGAUUCAGACCCAACUAAUGGAUGUCAGAGAUGUGAGCAUUGUUUGUACUCUUCGAGUACUCUGCAGCGCCGAGGAGUACAGGGUUUUUAUUUUUUUUAAACUCUCCCAUUUCAAACUACUCUAAUCCCUGUAUGCUCCGAUUUCUCCCUCUAACCUGAGUCCAUUUCGUCUGGAUCGGAACCGGCCAUGACCGUGGAGCAGAAUGUCCUGCAGCAGCACUCUCAGAAGCACCAGCAGACAUUACUGAACCAGCUGAGGGAAGUUACUGGAACUACAGAUGUUCAGCUGUUACAGCAGGCACUGCAGGUCAGUAAUGGUGACCUAGCCGAGGCGGUGGCCUUUCUCACUGAGAAGAACGCCAAGGUCCCACAGCAAGAUGAAGCCACAUAUUACCAGACGGCCCAAAUCACCAAUGAUCGAUACAUCAGUGUGGGCAGCCAGGCUGACACAAAUGUAAUUGAUCUCACUGGAGAUGAUAAAGAUGACCUUCAGCGGGCGAUCGCUCUCAGUCUGGAGGAGUCAAACAGGGCCUUCAGGGAGACGGGCAUCACUGAUGAAGAGCAGGCUAUCAGCAGAGUCCUGGAGGCCAGCAUUGCUGAGAACAAGGCCAGCCUGAAGCGCACACACACAGAAGUAUGGAGCGAUUCACCCAACCCUCACGAUAGGAAGAGGCAGGAGAACUGUCCCGUAGGGCUGAAGAACGUGGGGAACACGUGCUGGUUCAGUGCAGUUAUACAGUCUCUUUUUAACCUGCUGGAGUUCCAGAGGCUGGUGUUGAAUUAUUCGCCCCCUGCACGGAUGCAGGACUUGCCCCGCAUUCAGAAGGAGCACAGGAACCUGCCCUUCAUGCAGGAGCUGAGGCACCUCUUUUCUUUGUUGGUGGGUUCCAAGCGAAAGUAUGUGGACCCAUCCAGGGCCGUGGAAAUCCUCAAAGACGCCUUUAAGUCCAGUGAAUCUCAGCAGCAGGAUGUGAGUGAGUUCACCCAUAAACUCUUGGACUGGCUAGAGGAUGCAUUUCAGAUAAAGGCAGAGGAGGACAGAGAGGGUGAGAAGCCGAAGAACCCGAUGGUUGACCUGUUUUAUGGCCGUUUUCUGGCUGUUGGCGUCCUGGAAGGAAAGAAAUUUGAAAACACUGAGAUGUUUGGACAGUACCCUCUGCAGGUGAACGGCUUCAAAGAUCUGCACGAGUGUUUAGAGGCAGCCAUGAUAGAGGGAGAAAUCGAGUCUUUGCAUUCUGCCGAGAACUCUGCCAAAUCAGGGCAAGAGCAUUGGUUCACAGAACUCCCACCGGUUUUGACCUUUGAACUGUCUAGGUUUGAGUUUAAUCAAACCUUAGGCCGACCUGAGAAGAUUCACAACAAGCUAGAGUUUCCCUCCAUGCUAUACAUGGACAGGUACAUGGACAGGAACAGAGACAUCACACGGAUAAAACGAGAGGAGAUCAGAAGACUAAAGGAGCACCUGACUGUUCUCCAGCAGCGACUUGAGAGGUAUCUGAGCUAUGGCUCAGGGCCCAAGCGGUUUCCUCUGGCUGAUGUUCUUCAGUAUGCCAUGGAGUUUGCGUCCAGCAAGCCUGUGUGCACGUCUCCUGUGGAGGACAUCAAUAAAACAGCACCACCUGCUGGCACGACUGCACAUCUGCCACCUUCUGCAUGCACAGGGGAGCAGCCGGAUACAUCUGUCCCAGCCGAGGGCUCCAGCUCUGGUCCACAGGCACAGCAACAUCAACGGGUUUUGAUCCAUAAACCGUUCACUCAGUCUCGUGUGCCCCCAGAUCUACCCAUGCACCCCGCCCCACGGCACAUCACAGAGGAGGAGCUGCGGGUGCUGGAGGGCUGUCUGCACCGCUGGAGGAGCGAGGUGGAGAAUGACACCAGGGAUCUGCAGGCCAGUAUAUCUAGAAUCCACAGAACCAUUGAGCUUAUGUAUUCUGACAAGUCUAUGAUGCAGGUGCCGUACCGGCUGCAUGCCGUUUUAGUCCACGAGGGUCAGGCUAAUGCAGGUCACUACUGGGCAUACAUCUUUGACCCACAUCAACAGCGGUGGAUGAAAUACAAUGAUAUUUCGGUGACAAAGUCAUCCUGGGAGGAGCUGGUGCGAGACUCGUUCGGUGGAUAUCGCAAUGCCAGUGCAUACUGCCUCAUGUACAUUGAUGAUAAGAAGCCCUUUCUUAUCGAAGAAGAGUUUGAUAAAGAGACAGGGCAGAUGCUCAGCGGCUUGGACAAGCUCCCUCCUGAUCUAAAGGAGUAUGUGGAGGCAGAUAACAAGCUCUUUGAGAGAGAGAUGAAGGAGUGGGACGCUCUUCAAGCACGCAAACUCCAGCAGGAGAAACUGGCAUUGGCCGCCGCCAGUGUGGCCGCCCAACCCAUGUGCACUGAACCCUGCCCUCCAGACAACACCGCAGCCCCUCAGCAUGACCCAGAGUACAUGGAGCAGCAGUCGCCCACCGGAGACUCCAAACACCUGCAGGAUGACACCGAGAGAGCCAUCAGCAAAGCUGCUGCUGAGCAUGAUGAGAAGAGUCCAGAGGCCCUGCUCAACACAUCUCAGUCAUCACAUCCCGACAGCGAGGUGACCUCUGACCCCUGUCCUCCCCUUGACCCUGAGCAGGACAACUCCGCCUCCUCUCCACCCUCACCUCAGCGGGUGGUGGAGGUGGCCAUUCCUAAUGUAGGAACCUUUGUCAUUCAGUCGAAGGAGGGAGGUUAUGAUGAUGAGGCGAUGAUGACCCCAAACAUGCAGGGUGUCAUAAUGGCCAUUGGCAAAUCCAGGAGUGUUUAUGACAAGUGUGGGCCUGAAGCAGCGUUCUUCAAGGCAAUGAAAGUAGAGUACACUCGUUUAUUGAGGUUCGCUCAGGAGGACACGCCCCCCGAGAGGGACUACCGACUGCAGCAUGUCAUCGUUUACUUGGUACACAACCAGGCACCCAAAAAGAUUGUGGAGAGAACUCUGCUCAUGCAGUUCGCUGACAGAAACCUUGGCUUUGAUGAGAGGUGUAAGAGCAUCAUGAAGGUGGCACGUGCUAAACUGGAGCUCAUUGAGCCUGACGAGGUGAACAUGGAGGAAUACGAGAUGUGGCAUCAGGAUUACAGGAAAUUCCGUGACACGACAGUACUUCUGUUAAUUGGCCUGGAAUUAUUCCUAAAGAAAAGUUACGUGGAAGCAUUGAUGUACCUGAUCUACGCCUAUCAGUACAACAAAGAGCUCCUGGCAAAAGGGCCAUACAGAGGCCACGAUGAGGAGCUGAUCACACAUUACCGCAGAGAGUGCCUGCUAAAGUUGAACGAACAUGCGGCUGUCCUCUUUGAGACAGGCGAGGAGAUUGAAGUGAAUGCAGGUCUGAGCAUCAUGAAUGAGCUGGUGGUGGCCUGUAUUCCACUGCUGCUGGUGGAUGAGAUGGAGGAGAAAGACAUGGUGGCUGUCGAAGACAUGAGGAACCGAUGGUGCUCGUACCUGGGCCAAGAAAUGGAGCCGAAUCUCCAGGAGAAGCUCACCGACUUCCUUCCCAAACUGCUCGACUGCUCAACAGAGAUCAAAAGCUUUCAUGACCCUCCCAAACUACCUUCAUACUCCACGCUGGAGCUUUGCGAGCGUUACGGCCAGGUCAUGACGUCGCUCACCCUGAAUCGAACCCCCGCAGAUGGCAGAUGAGCUGCGCAGACUUUGUCUCCCUUCACUAACACACGCCUUCCUUAAAGCAGGGGUGUCCCACAUCUACCGACCUUUCUUUUCUCUAUUGCUGCUAGAGAUUUUAUCUUUAUCCUUAUCGGUAUUAUUAAUAUUAUUUUGAGGAUUCUGUUAUAUUUUAAAGCUAACGCAACAGUAAGAACAGUGUGAAACUGUACAGAGACGAAGAAGCAGCAUUAGAAGGAUAGUUCACCCGAAAAAAAAAAAAAUUGGGUCAUCAUUUAUUCACCUUAUGUUGUUCCAAACCCAUAUGAAGGAGAUGUCUAGCAGAAUGUUCAAGCUGCUGGUGCCAGGGACAGCCGUGGUUGCAAAGAAGAAAAUCAUAUGGGCUCUAAACUACUUCAGGGUAAAAAAAAUGAUGAUGGUUUUUAUUUUCGAGUGAACUUCAAAGCGAAUAGUGGUAUCAUGAUGGCGUUUUAGACAUUGGCGCAUGCAGCUUUAGCUUUGUGAAACGAGGUUGAGGAUUCAUUUCAAUAUUUGUUUUAUUUUCAUUUGAUGUUCCCCCGGAUCAACCUGCCGCAGUGCCCUCGGUUUUUUAGUGUUACUUCAUUGUCUUGUUUAAUUUAGUUUUUUCUAUGGAUGGUGAGUCAAAAAGCUGGAGCUCUCGGACGGGUCUGCGGACCUGACAACUGGGACUUUAAUACAAGUUUUAAGUGCUGUGGUUUGCAGCCAUGGGAAAUACUGUGGCUUGUUAAUAAAUUGAGAGAAUAAAAUUUUAUUUAUGGCUCUUUUAGGCCAGAAACAUAUUUUUUUAAAUGUUCCUAAUCUUUAUUGAACUUCGCAUUGAAUGAAACUGUGCUGUACUACUUUGGGUAUCUCAAAGAGAACAGAGUAUGUUUUCCCCAUGGACUGCACCUGAAUCCUUUUUAGACUCUUCCUGGGUUAGGUUUACCACAAAAAGUUUCAUAGAAACUGAAAAGGCCUGGUAUUGAGUUUAAGGGGCAAACACUACUGCUUUCCCAAAGAAAACUGGUAAGAACACAGUACUAUACUGAAUCUUUCACAGUCAGUUGCUGUGCAUUCGUAGUAUAAUGUGCAGAGUAAAUAUGCUUUGUUGCAUUGUUUCAGGAUAGUUUCAAGUGGGCUUUGAUGCCAAGCAUCAACUAAAACUGAAAGUUUAGUGUUAACACUGGUGGAAAAUUCCCGAAUUGAUGCACUCAGCAUCAUUAUUGUACAUACUUACACCCUUAUGUUUGUGUCAAAAAGUUUUUCGUUUUGUUUUUCUUUGACCAGAGCAGCUUGUUAAGCACAUAUGACUUUCAAGGCUAUUAAACAAAGCUGACACAAAUAAACCAACCAAAACUGACUGUAAA